Molecule: messenger RNA, 5076 nt
Organism: Aureobasidium melanogenum CBS 110374
Lineage: Eukaryota; Fungi; Ascomycota; Dothideomycetes; Dothideales; Saccotheciaceae
Exons: 2
Coding region: 1-5076 (1691 amino acids)
Biological process (GO): establishment of mitotic sister chromatid cohesion; regulation of gene expression; replication-born double-strand break repair via sister chromatid exchange
Cellular component (GO): Scc2-Scc4 cohesin loading complex
Molecular function (GO): chromatin binding
Source: RefSeq, a predicted model, not a curated record
AUGUUAGAGCGUCUCGAUGCUCAAGCCAACAAUGCAGAAAGAGCUUCGGAACAAUUGACCAAGACACUGGAAUCUGUCCAACACCUUCUCAGGCCGGACAGUCUCACUCAGUACCGUUUCAACAAACCUGCCAGGUUUGCGCAGACCAAACCUCGUCAAGGCCAAUCCACUUCGACCCCAUCGAAGCACCAGCUCGGUCCGUUCGCAAAGAUGGUCUUGGACAAGACGAUUCCUUCUCACUAUGCCACCACAAAAGCCAACCUUCCUGCAUCGGCCCCAAGUCUGAGCGCUAAACCGCCAAAGCCGCCUACCCAUGCUGUAACGCCAGCAUCGAGCGCUACUGCCCCUCUGCAGCAACCCCAGCAUGGCUACCAGUCAGCAUCUUCGACGCCGUUCAUACCCGCGACACAGUCCACAUCAUCUGCUUCCAAAUCCUAUCCACAAGUCCGACUAACUUCGGCAAGCAUUGCUCAACAAGAAAAGGCAAAUUCUGCAGUUGCUAGACUCCAAACUCUGAUCGCUGAAAUAUUUGAGGCCGAAGAUCAAAUGCAGGCCGAUACAUCUGGCAUGGUAUCUUCAAAUGCUGCUCGCUUCUUCAACACUGAUGAUGCAGUUGAAGGUGCGCCAGUGCUGCAAGCUGCUGUUCAAACACAGCUUGAUACCGCUUUGUACAAGGUGGUCGCGAACGGUCGUCUUUCCAGCAUCGAUAUCGACGACCUAGCCCGCAUUCAGCGUCUUUGUGACCACGCUGUGACUGCUGCAGGUACUACCAAUUAUCGCAUUGACGACGACACCCCACAGGAGGCUGAUGACUGGCUUCACCGCAUUGGCAUUGGAGAACAAGGUCUAACUGCUUGCAAGACAUUGCUACGAAUCAUGACGGCUGGCCGGGAGGAGAAACAACUGUACUCCGAGGAAACGCUCACUACCCUUUUGAACAGUCUGAUCCAUUUGGUUGAGAUUUGCAUCAUCCCUGUGGUGGAGAUGAGAAGCAAUGGAGAUAUGGGCGAUGCAUUUAAGUUCGCCUCUUCGCAAAGCAAGCCCCUCACUCAGGUUCUGACGGUCUGCAUUCGCGUCAUCAAACUCUUGGGCGAUCUGAUAGCCAAGACUGAUGUCGAUGAGCGUGUCAUUGUUUCUGCCGAGUUCAUCUGCAAGACUUUGGUAUUCGUUGAGAAUGCGACGUCUGAGAAGGAUUCUGCUCUAGGUAUCCAGAGAUUCGAAACCGCUCGUAGGGCUGCCAUGGAUGUACUUGCAAAAAUCUUCGCUCGCUACCCAGAGCAGAGACAAUCAAUCUUCGAUGAGAUUUUGACCUCGCUUGAGAAGCUCCCUGUUGGUCGACAAAGCGCCCGCCAAUUCAAGAUGGUUGAUGCAAAGCCAAUACAAUUGGUGUCCGCUCUACUCAUGCGUCUGGUUCAGACUAGCGCGACACGUAUGGAGGUUAAGACGAAAUCUAUUCCUGAUGAAGAUGAUGCCGAGAAAGACGAGGAUGAUUCAGAGUCUUCCGAAGAAGAUGCGGAUGCAGACUCGGACUUUGAAGGCGAUCAAGAAAAGAAGCAACGCCUCAAGAAAAAGCCCAAGCCCAAGAAGCGCUCAAGCGACGGACCGGAAGAUCUAGCAUCGGUUGCCAAUCCCCUGUAUGAAGCUGCAUACAGAGAUGCUCACUAUGUGGUCAAUUACAUGGUUCAGCGUGCCUUGACUUCGACGAAGUCAGGCGAUCAACCGUACAGAAAUCUUCUGGACAUCUUCACUGAAGAUUUUCUGAAUGUUCUGGGCAACACAGACUGGCCGGCAGCCGAGAUGUUCCUUCGCGUGCUUCUAGCCAAGAUGUUCGAACUGUCAGAAAAUCACAAAGGCUCGGCUCCCUCAAAAGCGAUGGCUCUUGAGUUGAUGGGCGGCAUGGCCACUCGAAUCACUGAACUACGUUUACAAGCCCAGUCAGCAGCGCGCAAUCCGAACACGGAUCGUUCGGAAGUCACAGCCAAGCUGUUGCAAAUACAUGAGAACAUUUCGGCUGAGCAAAUUGAAGAGGAUGAGUUGCUAUCAUUUGAUGGCCCAUAUCGGAUCAUACUCGAAUAUCUCCAGGCUAGAGGCACGGAUGACACAGAGUUAUUGACCGCUCGUGGCUAUCACUCUGUCCUGUGGGCCAAACAGAUUCUUCAGCUCAACCAGGAUACUGCGAAAUCAACGAAACUUGAAGAACGCCUAGCCUUCAUGAUCAAGGAUUCUGCAUGGCUGGAGACUGAAUACGACUUCAAGCAAGUCAGCACUGAGGAUGGAAGAUUUGCAGCCGUCCUGGUAACUAUGAACCUGCCCUUCUGUCGAGCCUUCAACAAGAUCUUUAGCAAACUUCUUGGCACCAUGGCUGGCGAUCAAGCCUCAUUGAGAAGCAAGAGUUUGAAGAGUAUUGAGCAACUCCUCGAAAUGGACCCCACCAUCCUUGACCAGGGAACGUUCUUCAUCAACAGUAUUAUCAGAUGUCUUGCCGACAACUCGACUCAAGUUCGUGACUCUGCUCUUGGUCUUAUCGCCAAGUGUCUUUCUUUGCGUCCAAAGCUGGAUACGAUGCUCUACGAGCGCGUCAUCAUGCGAGCUCAGGAUGCCAAUUUGCACGUUAGAAAACGUGCGAUGAAAAUGUUGAAAGACAUGUACUUGCGCAAUGACGCCCUCAACAUGAAAGCAUUGAUUGCAGACACUCUGAUCAACCGUGUUACUGAUGCUGAUGAAAGCAUCGUGGAGCUCGCUCGUCACACUUUCGAGGAUAUCUGGAUGACACCUUUCCACAGCAUCUCUGAUUCGGACACUAAUUCGAUCAAGCAGAAGCUCCGUCUGCGAGAGCAAACCAGUCUGGUGAUCAACAUCGUCAAACGCAAGACUGACACUACAGAAGCUGUUUUGCCAGAACUUCUGCAGCAGAUCUUGUCGGAGAAGUCCAAGGCAGCAAAAGCUAAUGUUGUCGUGUGUAAAGAGAUGGUUAAGCUUAUGUUUGACGCUAUCAUCGAUCCAAACGAGCUUCCUGAGAGUCCAGCACAGCAGCACGUGCUGCAGACACUCACCAUCUUCUCUGCAGCUAACGCGAAGUUGUUCUCAGCUGACCAGCUCCAAACUCUUCAACCUUACGUCAAAAAUCUCAGCACUGAUGAUAACCUGCUGGUUUACCGCUCAGCAAUUGUCAUUCUGCGUCACACCCUGCCUCACAUGAAGAACCUCAAUCGAGACUUUCUCGUCAACAUACAGCAAGCUCUACUUGGUAGCUUCACCAGGCUUCCACCAGCUGAGCUCAAGGAAGUUGCGACAUGCCUCUGGACUCUUGAUGGUGAAUUGCAUAACACCGAGCGACUUGUCAAAGUAACACUGUCACUCUAUGACCAGAUCAAGAAAGGCUUGCCUGUUGAUAUGAACAGCAACCAAGCCGUAGCACAGAAGACGAGGAGACUCAUCACCAUCGCCGGUCAUUUUGGUAAGGCCUUCAAUCUUGAUUCCUACCUCGGCUCGUUCAAGGAGAAGUUUUCGGACUUCAAGGGUGAGCAUGUGGCAUUCUUAGCUGUGGAUCUGAUUUGUCCUUUCACAAAACCCAGUCAGCCCAUGGUCCUUCGCCAAGCUGCACUUGACAGUGUAUGCAUGCUGUGUCAGGCAUGGCCUAGUCAAUUGAUGCGUGCCGACGUUUGUAAUGCAUUCAAGUUGGCCCUUGAGUCUGACGAUCAACAACUUCCAAUGACUUUAAUUGUCGGUCUGAAAGACUUCUAUUGUGCUGGCGACAAGCCUGGUGAGUCAAACUUGGUCCAGGUUGGUACUGGUGUUGAGGCUGGUACCGAGAGACUUGGAAACACCUACAUGGCUACAGAUCGCGAUGGCGCGGCCACUUCCAUUGCGCAACAGUUCUUGGGUAGAAUCCGUGAUGUUGCUCUUACUUCAGCUGAUGCUCUCGCAUUCAACGCAGUUCAAGUGGUUGCUAGUAUCGGCCGCCAAGGACUCGUUCAUCCCAAGGAGACAGGGCCAUGCUUCAUCGCUCUCGAAACAUGUCCGGACACUAAAAUUGCCACCUUCGCCUUCCAGGAGCAUAUGGGUCUUUACAGCAAGCACGAAGCAAUGUUUGAAAAGGAGCACAUUGGCGCUGUACAUCAAGCCUUCACGUAUCAGCAAAAUGUGGCCAAGAGCAACGAAGGAUACGCAGGCUCUCCACCAACCUCGAAAAUGCACCAUUUCUGGGAAGUACUCAAGACUGGAAAAGCCAAGAUUCGCAUGAAGUUCUUGUCAACAAUCUGUGGCAAAGCAGGUGUGGGCUUUGACGUUUCGAAGGUAGACAUGUCGGAUCCACUUCCUUCGCAUGUCGCUUUCACUCGAUUUGUCUGCGAGAAUCUUGCAUUCUUUGACUACGCAAAGUUCGACGAGCUCCAACACCUGAUCGAUUGCAUCGAGAAGGUCAUGGCCAAUACCGGCACUCCCGUCGCUCACAUGGUCGAUGUUGACAUUCUUCGAAUGCUCAUUGAAAGGGAUGUCCCUAUGACUGAUGGUGAGAGCGGGAUCACCAAUGGCGCAAUUUCGUCUCAAAACAAGCCAGUCGAUCCAGCUCGCUCACGUGAGCUGACAGUCUACGUUCAAAUCCUUCUGCUGCUUUGGGAAACUCGCACAUACCUUCGACGACUGUGGAAUGUUAGCAAACACCAAGCAGCUACGAAGGGCAAGGCGAACAAAGAGAAUGUCCGUGCAUUACAACGCAUUCCCAACUCAACUAAUCUGACCGAGAAGUAUCUCGCACGCAACCAAGAGAUUAUGAGAGCCCUCGAGUCGCCUGAGAGUCAACUCAGCCUUUGCACUUCGUUCUCGGAGGUCAUGGCAGUCGACAGUGAACUCAAGGUUGACAAGGAAGACGCAGAUGGUGACAUGGAUACUUCAAUGACGCUUAAUGGGGAUGGCUAUGAGACGCCCAGUGAGAGAGGCGAAAGUGCGACACCCGGCAGUGGACAGAAGCGUGGCCGUAAGAGGAAGAGCAUCGAUUCCUCCCAGAACACUCCGAGAAAGAAGGGACGACCAAGAAAGAGUCCGAGUGUGCAAGGUCGCUCUGUCUCUUUUGCUUGA